UUGCGAUGAUUGUUUUCGACUAAUCAUAAAGAUAUUGGAACAUUAUAUAUAAUUUUUGGAAUGUGAUGUGGUUUAGUGGGAACAGGUUUAAGUCUUUUAAUUCGAUUUGAGCUUGGUACUGCUGGAGCUUUCCUAGGGGAUGAUCACUUCUAUAAUGUUAUUGUAACUGCUCACGCUUUUGAAAUGAUUUUUUUUAUAGUUAUGCCUAUUAUAAUUGGUGGAUUCGGGAAUUGAAUGGUACCUUUAUUAAUUGGUGCUCCUGAUAUAAGAUUUCCUCGUAUAAAUAAUAUAAGUUUCUGACUUCUUCCCCCUUCCUUUUUACUUCUUUUAGUCUCUAGACUAAUAGAAGGUGGAGCUGGAACAGGAUGAACAGUUUACCCUCCUCUAUCAGGUCCUAUUGCACAUGGAGGAACUUCUGUUGAUUUAGCUAUUUUUUCUUUACAUUUAGCAGGGAUGUCUUCAAUUUUAGGUGCUAUUAAUUUUAUUACUACUAUUUUUAAUAUACGAUCGCCAGGAAUUACUUUUGAGCGAUUAAGCUUAUUUGUUUGAUCUGUUCUAGUAACAGCUUUCUUACUUCUUCUUUCUUUACCAGUAUUAGCUGGUGCUAUUACGAUGCUUUUAACGGAUCGUAAUUUUAAUACGAGCUUCUUCGACCCUGCGGGAGGAGGAGAUCCUAUUUUAUAUCAACACUUGUUCUGAUUUUUUGGUCAUCCAGAGGUAUAUAUUUUAAUUUUACCCGGAUUUGGAAUAAUUUCUCAUAUUUUGAGUAAUUUCUCUUCCAAGCCUGCUUUUGGAACUUUAGGUAUGAUUUACGCUAUAAUUUCUAUUGGAAUUUUAGGAUUUAUUGUGUGAGCUCAUCACAUAUUCACUGUAGGAAUGGAUGUUGAUACCCGAGCUUAUUUUACAGCUGCUACAAUGGUAAUUGCUGUUCCUACCGGAAUUAAAGUAUUUAGUUGAAUAAUAACUUUAUAUGGAAGUCGGGGACCUUUUAGGGCUGCUAUGUAUUGAGUUUUAGGAUUUAUUUUCCUUUUUACCUUAGGAGGGUUAACUGGAAUUGUUCUUUCUAAUUCUUCUUUAGAUAUUGUCUUGCACGAUACCUACUAUGUGGUAGCUCACUUCCAUUAUGUGUUAUCGAUAGGGGCUGUGUUUGCUAUUUUUGGUGGAUUUGUAUACUGAUUUCCUGUAAUAACUGGAUUAGUUCUCCAUGAGCGAUGAGCUAAAGUUCAUUUCUUAAUCAUGUUCUUUGCUGUAAAUUUAACAUUCUUUCCUCAGCAUUUUCUAGGAUUAGCUGGAAUGCCUCGGCGUUACUCUGACUACCCUGAUGCCUACUAUAAGUGAAAUCAAGUAUCAUCAUUUGGUUCUUUAUUCUCUAUUUUUGCUGUAAUUAUGUUUGUAUUCUUAUUGUGAGAAGCAUUUGUAGUUCAGCGUGGGGCAUUAUUUCAAGCUCCAGCUCUAUCCUGAGAAUGGGAAGAUGUACUUCCUUUAGAUUUCCACAGUAAUACUGAAACUUCUGUUAGUCCUUUAUGAGGGUGAAGUAUUUGAUAG
This is a messenger RNA of Aplysia californica (California sea hare), 1545 nucleotides long. Lineage: Eukaryota; Metazoa; Mollusca; Gastropoda; Aplysiida; Aplysiidae. The record is from the annotation of a RefSeq genome assembly.